Molecule: messenger RNA, 1077 nt
Organism: Lizanozyma spartinae
Lineage: Eukaryota; Fungi; Ascomycota; Pichiomycetes; Serinales; Debaryomycetaceae
Gene: HST2
Product: histone deacetylase
Exons: 1
Coding region: 1-1077 (358 amino acids)
Molecular function (GO): NAD+ binding; histone deacetylase activity, NAD-dependent
Source: RefSeq, a predicted model, not a curated record
AUGACUGAAGACCUCCAUGAUAGACAGAUCCGUAGUUUGGCCGAAAGUAUCCUUUUGAAGAAUUAUAAGGUCACAUUCUUCUUAGGUGCUGGGGUGUCUACGGCUUCGGGGAUCCCGGAUUUCCGUAGUCCAGGAACAGGGAUCUACGAUAAUUUGGCCCAAUUCAAUUUACCAUAUGCUGAGGCGAUAUUUACCUUGGACUACUUUAAACAGAACCCAGAACCCUUCUGUGUGUUGGCGGAAGAAUUGUAUCCUGGUAACUACCGACCCACGGUGUUCCAUUGUUUGUUGAAGCUUUUCGAAGAUAAGGGUAUCCUUCAACGAGUAUACACCCAAAACAUCGACAACUUGGAAAGGGUUGCCGGUGUAUCUGAUGAGUUUAUUGUUGAAGCACAUGGUUCCUUUGCAGAGGCACAUUGUGUCAGCUGUCGCAAAAGCUAUACGUCGCAAGAAGUAUGGAAUAAGCUUAUUGAUAAAGCUGGGUCUCACAAGGGUAUACCCCAUUGUUCAUGUGGGAACUACAUUAAACCCGAUAUAGUCUUCUUUGGCGAGGCAUUACCCCAACGUCUUUUCAACCAAUGGGAUGAAGAUGUGGAUGAUGUUGAUGUUGCAAUUGUGGCUGGAACGUCCUUAACUGUGUAUCCAUUUGCGCUGCUACCCAGUGAAGUACCUCGUAGAACUAGACGAAUGCUUGUAAAUUACGAAAAAGUUGGUGAUUUUGUUAAGGGUCGGAGAACUGACAUAUUUAUAUCUGCUGAUUGCGAUACGAUAGCCAAUAAGCUUGCGGCAGCUUUAGGCUGGGAGCAGGACUUGAAAGAUUUGGUUGAGAAGGUUCUGGAAACUCAUAAGGAAUAUAAGCAAAAGAGAAAGAAGGAACAAGACGAAGUGAAACCUGAUGAUGUUACGAAAGAAACAACCAAAGAAGCUGAUAAAACAGAGGCUAAGCAAAAACCCAAGCAAGAUAAAGCCGAGACUAAGCAAGCUGAUGAAACAAAUUCAAAGCUAGAUAAACCAGAGCUGACUGAUGGUAAAUCGUCUGAAGAAAUCGAGGAUAAAUUAUCGAAAUUGAACCUUUAA